This is a messenger RNA of Lytechinus variegatus (green sea urchin), 903 nucleotides long. RefSeq lists its product as uncharacterized. Gene Ontology annotation, molecular function: nucleic acid binding. Gene Ontology annotation, biological process: DNA integration. Bases 1 to 903 code for a protein of 300 amino acids. NCBI's taxonomy places the organism in Eukaryota, Metazoa, Echinodermata, Echinoidea, Temnopleuroida, Toxopneustidae. The transcript has a single exon. The record is from RefSeq and is a predicted model, not a curated record.
AUGUCUGAGUUACCUUCCGGUCCAUGGGUCAAUGUGAGCAUAGAUUUCGCAGAUCUGCCCAGCGGAGAGCAUUUACUCGUCAUUGUGGAUGACCACAGCAGAUAUCCCGUUGUGGAAAUCGUAACUUCCACGUCGGCGAAAGCGGUUAUCCCGAAGCUAGAUCGCGUGUUUGCCAUGUUUGGAGUCCCAGAAGUUGUCAGAAGCGACAAUGGACCUCCAUACAAUAGCAUAGAAUUCGCAAAAUUCGCACACUAUGUCGGAUUCUCUCACAGGAAAAUUACACCCCGCUGGCCGAGAGCCAAUGGCGAAGUUGAACGCCUGAUGCAUACCCUGAAGAAGGUCGUCCGCACAGCUGUCGCUGAGAGCAAAUCGUGGAAACAGGAGUUAUACCGGUUUCUUCGAAACUACAGAGCUACCCCGCACGCGACCACUAGCGAAGCACCGGCGACACUGAUGUUUGGCCGUCCACUGCGUACGCGUCUCCCCGAAGUUCCGCGUCAAGUUGAAAAUUCUCGUGUUCGUGACCGCGACAGUCAGAAUAAAUCGCGAAUGAAGCGAAACGCGGAGCGACACAUGAAGAUGCGUUUGACGCCACUCAAAUGUGGUGACAAAGUCUUUGUCAAGCGUGAUGGCUACGUCGACAAGUUCACGACCCCUUUCGACCCUAAGCCUUUUGUCGUCAGCACCAAAGGAUCCAUGAUCACUGCACGUCGUGGAAAGCAAACAAUAACUCGAAAUGCUUCUUUCUUUAAGGUGCUAGAUAUGUCUCUAGUUGUGGAUAACACUGACUCUGACUUUGACUGCUCUGACAAUGAACAAGACAAUGAGCAAAUGCCUGACAUUCCACGGAGAAAUCCAAUCCGUGAACGCAGACGCCCUAGGCGUUACGAUGAUUUUGUCUAG